Penaeus chinensis is the source of this 4747-nucleotide messenger RNA. Its product is annotated as neural-cadherin-like. Bases 170 to 4201 code for a protein of 1343 amino acids. The transcript is spliced from 17 exons. Gene Ontology annotation, molecular function: calcium ion binding. The record is from RefSeq and is a predicted model, not a curated record. Gene Ontology annotation, biological process: heterophilic cell-cell adhesion; establishment or maintenance of epithelial cell apical/basal polarity; homophilic cell-cell adhesion. Gene Ontology annotation, cellular component: protein-containing complex; plasma membrane. NCBI's taxonomy places the organism in Eukaryota, Metazoa, Arthropoda, Malacostraca, Decapoda, Penaeidae.
GGCGGCUGGCACGAACCGCGCCACCUGGACUCGGCGUGGGUGCUCGUCCGCCUCAGGGACAUCAACGACAACGCCCCGCACUUCACACGCCAGCACGCCCACGUCACCGUUAGGGAAGACGCCUCGCCAGGCACCCUGCUGGCCACGCUCGCCGCCCUACGACCCAGAUAUGGAUGGCCGUCAGCAGGUGGACUACCGAGUGCUGGGCGGCUGGGGCGCCCUCAGCGUGGACUCGGGAGGAGACGUGAGUCUCUGGCGCGCCCUGGACCGCGAGGCUCCCGACGGGGCCGUGGGCGUCGCAAACCUCAUCGCCGUGGACCGCGGGCGGCCGCCCCUCACGUCCACCGCCACCAUCACCAUCACGGUGGCCGACAUCAACGACUGCCCUCCCCGCCUCCUGCCGCCCACCACCUUCCACGUGCCCGAAAACGCCCCGCCCACGGUGCUGGGCGUCCUCACGGCCACCGAUGACGACGUGUGGGCGAUGGGCCACGGGCCGCCCUUCGUGCUGAGCCUCGCGCCCUCGAACCCGUCCUUCGUCUUCGCGCAGGUCGCCCUCAAGUUCCUUCCGACCCAAGACAGUGGGCGUGGUGGGGCGGAACUCAGGACCUUGGGCGGCCUCGACAGGGAGGAACGCCGUCAGCUGCAGGUGGCCGUGAAGGUGGCUGACGCGGGCGGUCUGUCAGCUGUAGAGACAAUCACUGUUGUAAUUGAUGACGUCAAUGAUAAUCCUAUGCUUCCUGCUGCCAAGACGGUCUACUUGUGGAAGACACAGAGCGGCGGUUCGGACAUUCCUCUAGGACGGGUGUACGUCGAGGACCCGGAUGACUGGGACGUGGGAGACAAGUCCUUCGCCUGGCUGACCGCCCCGCAGCCUCCUUUCAUCCUCAAUUCCAACACCGGCAACAUCUUCGUCUCCAGCCAAGUCAGAGAGGGCAGGUACGAGCUUCACUUCGCCGUGAGUGACAAGGUGUGGCGCCAGGAGCGAGUGGAAGCCAACGUGACUGUGGAGGUUCGCGUCCUCACGCCCGACGCCCUCGCCCACGCUGCGCCCCUCACUCUCUCCCCAACCACGCCCGCACAGUUCACUCGAGGCUGGACGCCGAAGACCGGCGGAGGAGGCCUGGGCCGGCUGGUGCAGGCGGUCCGGAGGGCGCUGGGUGACCCCGCUCUCGACGUCGAGGUGGUCAGCGUCUACGGAGACGAUGGAGCUCCAUCUGCCGCCUUUAGCGCCCUGCACCCCCCCUCUCCCAGCUCUCUCGUAGCAGGUCCUGGUGGUCAGAUGGCCUCUCCUGUAACGGUCGCCGCCCCUGCGUGGACGUGCGUGUGGGUCGGCGUGAGGAAGGGGCCGCUAGACUACAUGGAUCCCGUGAAGCUGCACGGACUGCUCGAUCUACACACUCCGCAGCUAGCGGAGGCAACCAACCUGACGGUGACAGUGGGAAUGCCGGAGCCGAGUCCUGGCCAUCGGGAGGGCGUGGGCGUGCUUCCAGCCCCGCCCUCGCCCACCCCUGACCGCCCCCCUGCGCAGGGCCCCUCCCCCUCCUACCUGGACGGCGGCCGCGACCCGUCCUCGGCUGCCUCUCGACCCUCCAAGACCCUCGCUCUCCAGGUUGUAGACACCAACGCAACCUCGCUGGUGACGCCACGAUUGGCAUUCACCAGCGAGUGUCUUGCUCCGGAGUCCGAGGACUGCACAGCCUCCCCCUGCCUCAACGGCGGCCGCUGCGUCAAGCUUUCCACGGGACAGAGGUGCGUGUGCCCGGGCGGGUCGUGGGGUCCUCGCUGCAAAGUCCUCGCCCGCACCUUCACGGCCUCCGGCUGGGCGUGGGUGCGCCACCUUCCGUCGUGCCUUCCUACCACGAUCUCCUUCCGGAUUCUCACACGCUGCCCAGACGCCUUGGUCUUAUACUCGGGUCCCCUCACGCCUGUGCCCAGACGGCCCGGCUCCCUUCCCUCGCCCAUGAUUGCCGUUCAGGUCGUGGGCGGGCGGCCGCAGGUGCUGCUCGAGGGCGUGGGCGAGAGUGUGAAGGUAGAGGUGAAAGCAGUCGUCAACGACGGAUAUUGGCAUACCGUCCACGUCCUUGUUGACACGCAGGGCGUGGCGCUCAUGGUCGAUCUGUGCGGCCGAGGCUUCGAGGAGUCCCCGAAGGACGACAGUCACUGUGUGGUGCGGGCGUCCUGGGCCAACAAAAGGAGUUCGGAGGCGUGGGCGUGGGCUGGUCCCCUGCAGGUUGCUGGUCUGGCGCAGGAAGUGAUGCGUCCUGAAGACUUCGGCUGGUCAGAGACGCCCACGACGAAGCCGCUGGAGGGCUGCAUCUCCCACUUGACGCUCAACGGUCAGUUGGUGGACCUUGGAGAGCCGCCCUACAGCCAGGGCAGUACAGCCGGAUGUCAGCCCCAGGAGACGGCGUGCGGAGGCAAGCGCGGCAGUUGUGGGCUGCGAGGCGAGUGCGUGGGAGGGUUGGAGCGCCCCGAGUGCGAGUGUGAGCCCAGCUGGGCGGGGCCCGAGUGCAGCGCGCCCACGGUCCCGGCCUCGCUGGGCUCUUCGUCGUGCAUGAAGGUGGCGCUUUCGUUCACGCCGGGGCCGCGUGUGGUCAAGAUGCAGCUUCGUGUGAGGUCGCGAGGCGCCCGGGAUGGCCUCCUGCUUCACCUGGCCGCGCAGCAGAGGAAUACCGGCCUUACCCUUCGACUAAGAGCAGGGGUCGCCUGUGCCUCCAUGUCGGGAGCUGGGUGGGCCAUGCGGACAGUGUGCGUAGACGGCCGCUCUCUGGGAGACGGUGCAUGGCAUACCUUAAGGGUAGAGCGCCAUGCCCACAACCUGCUGGUCAGCGUCGACGACGGCGACGGAUGGCGGAGGAACGAAUCCCUGCCGAGCCUUACCACGCCCAUGGUGGGGGGAGGGGCGGCAGGGGUAUCGUCGCAGGCGGUUGAGAUCCUCGACGGGGUAACAUUGGGCUGCUUACCUGACGACGUGAGCGGCGAUGUUAACAGCGAUCUGAGUGACACCUGCGUCGACGAUAUACGUGUGUCUGGCAGGUUAUUGCCGCUCGCUCCAGCUGUCAAUGCCACCAGCUGGGGUCAAGUUGACUCGUGGGACCAGCUGGAGAGUGGUUGCCCUUCUCCCGCCUCUUGCGUCAACACCACCUGUGUCCCGCCACUCACCUGCCACACCACCUGGGAUCAUGCCAGUUGCAGCUGUGGCCCAGGGAGUCAGCUCGUUGGGCGUUCUUGCGAGGACGUCAACGAAUGCCUGUGGGAGCCCUGUCUGCACGGAGGCACCUGCACCAACCUCCGGCCCGGCUACCUGUGUGCGUGUGGCCCCGGCCACGCUGGGGACAACUGCCAGUGGUCCCGGGCGGUGGCGGUGGCCCAUCCGCUGACGGCCCCGGCGGCCAUUCUGGCUGUGACGGUCUCCCUCUUUGUUCUGGUCGUGCUUGGCGUCGUGUUCUCCUUAAGACGUCGCAGGCUGAGGGGGAGGAGGAACACAGGUGACAGUGACUGCAAGAAGAGCUGCCAGAGGGGGACGAUGGUGGCACUGAAGGGCAAGGCAGGGGACGGAGGGAAGGGGGUGGUGGCUGACGUCAUCUACGAAACCUCAGUUGAGUGCGUUAGGUUCAGGCCGCCGGACGCAGAGGAGAAACAGGCAGAAGAGAUGGGCGGUCAAGUGGGCGCUGCCGCUGCUUGCGAGGCGGGGGCGGCCGAGCACCUUCGAGGGCCAGCUCGAGCCCCCGCCCACAAUCACGACCCCCUGUUGUGUCGGGAUGACUUGCGGGCGUACGCGUACGAGGGCGACGGCUCGUCCUCGGGCUCCUCCUUCACCUCCACCCUGUCAACGCUGCGCACGGAGGCGGAGCAGGACGCCGGAGCGGGGAGCCUCGCGCCAGAGUUCCUGGAGGUGAUUGACCUGCUCAGGAACCUCCCCGAUGUGUCCAGCGCCGCGGCACCUUCGUCCAGGUCCCGGAGCCUCCGCCUGGUCCGGAGAGAAGCCGCUUUGCCGCACAGCGCGGACAGCAGUAGAACCAUGAACAGCCGAACCAUGGUGCACGUGGGGGGUGACCUUUCUCUUACACACAUAGUCGCACGCUCACUCCCUCACUCACACUCUACCUCCCCUUCUUCGCCCAUAUCACAGCACCGCCAGGAGUCUCACGCCCCCGCCUCCGCGCUGAAAAAGAGCGAGGUUUUCACGCUCCCUUGACCCCUGAAGUCUCCCCACAGCGCCGCCAUCAUCUGAGACGCGAAAAUCCCAAAUGCCAAGGUCUGAAAGGUGAAAAUCCACGAAGCAGAAAUCCAAGGCGCGAAAAUCCGAGAUGCAGAAACGCGAAAAUUCCAGAAAUUACAGAAAUCUGAGAGGCGAAAAUCCGAGAUGCCGAAACGCGAAAAAAAUUCCACAAAUUACGGAAAUCUGAGACGCGAAAAUCCAAGAUACUGAAAUCCGGAGCGCGAAAAUUCCAAUAUGCGUAAAUCUUAAAUGUUAAAAACCCAAAUGCAAAAAUCUGAAACAUGCAAAAUCCAAGCAGUCGUAAAUCCGAGGGGAAAGCAGAACCACACUUUGUCUCAGAGGACGGGCAGCGACGCGGGCGGUGCCGAACGUCUUAGACAGCUGGGACUUGUGGGACUCCGAGGCUGAAAAGAAGAAAGAACAGCGCCGUUUCCUAGGAGGGAAAUGCGCAUUUUGUCCUUCUCUGUCAACAGAUAUUUUGUACCUUUAUAAGAUGUAUGAAAUAAAUGUGAUUACAUGGCA